Messenger RNA from Pararge aegeria (speckled wood butterfly), 420 nucleotides. RefSeq names its product endocuticle structural protein SgAbd-6-like. The record is from RefSeq and is a predicted model, not a curated record. Lineage: Eukaryota; Metazoa; Arthropoda; Insecta; Lepidoptera; Nymphalidae. The transcript has 3 exons. The coding region runs from base 1 to 420 and encodes 139 amino acids. Gene Ontology annotation, cellular component: chitin-based extracellular matrix. Gene Ontology annotation, molecular function: structural constituent of chitin-based larval cuticle.
AUGCGUUAUGAUUGGCUAACACUAUUCCUAUUUGGGACGGUCCUCGCCCGUAACAAAGGUGAAGGAGAUGCUAUAUUGGUGAUUUUAGCUUGUGUAGCUCUGGCGGCUGCAGCUCCUCAGGCUCAACGCCCAGCAUCAGUACCAAACCCCGACGAUGUUCAACUACUGCGAUACGAAGCUGAGAACGAUGGCCUAGGCUCCUAUAAAUAUGCUUUCGAGCAAAGCGAUGGCACCAAGAAAGAAGAGCAAGGUGAGCUGAAAAAUGCUGGCACCGAUAACGAAGUCAUGUCUGUCAAAGGCUCGUACAGCUGGAUAGCUCCUGAUGGUGCCACCUACCUUGUGACUUACGUUGCUGACGAGAACGGAUUCAAUCCCACGAUAGAGCAAGGACCAGGAAGCGGUGGUGCAAAUCGGGGUUGA